AUGUGGACGUCAUUGCGGAAGGUGGUGUCCUUUGCAUUGGGCUGUGGAUCCACAUCAGCGACAUCGACAACGGCACGAUCAACGACGAGUGGGAGUACCUCACAGCAUGGUCCUCGAUUCAAGCGAUAUCGAUUGCCAGCAUCUGGCAUCAAAGAAGUCCCAGAUGAGACAAACAUGGUCGAAGAGCCAUAUGGUGCUACGCCAAUCCCAGGGGAAUUCAGCCAGCAUGAAGAGAUCAACUACGUCUCCCAAGGAGCUGGUUGGGCAAUCAUGGAUAGCGGUGCAACUCGCACUGUUUGUGGUGAAGCAACCUGGGAAAGGAUCAGCAAGUACCUGACCAUGCGUGACCUUGAAGCUGAAGUUGUUCGAGAUUCAAGGGAUUUCAGGUUCGGUGAUGGGGUCACUGUGCGAUCUCACUACUGUGCCAGAACACCAGUUUGUGUUGGCAAGACCUGGAGAGAUCUGGUGAUUCAUGUGCUGCCCGGUCACACACCUUUACUUCUUGCACGACCUGAUCUGGAAGCUUGGAACGUCAUGGUGGACUACGGUAAGAAGAUGAUCUACAUCGACGGUGUGGAGAUUAAACCUGUCCUGACGGCCAACGGGCACUACAUGAUCAACAUCUUCGACGACUUGCAGGAUGUCUUGCAGAUCAGCGACCUCUUUGUGAAGAACGACGACGACGAACAGGUGUUCUUGGACAGCGUCAUCACCGAGCAGAUCUCUGACGAGGAGAUGGACUUGGAAGUUGAUGUCGGUGAAGACAUGAUCGAUCAAUGUGUGUUCAGCGCUGUCGAGAAGAGCAAGCUGAGCGACAGAAAACUGAAGUUCUGGGAGGUCUACGUCGACGAAGGCAACCUGGGCAAGUAUCUGAUCAAGAACUUCCCCGACGUGGAGGUCCAUCAAUUCUCUCUUCCACAAUGGAACUUUGAAUGCAGGGAAGCUCAACGAGACUUCCGCAAAAUGCUGGCUGAGGAGAAACCUCACCACGUGCUCAUGGCACCAGAGUGCCGUCUGUGGUCUCCCAUGCAAAACAUGAACUACAAGACUCCUGAACAGAAGAAACUCCUGCAGGACAUGCGAAACCUGGAAGAGGAGACGCACCUGAAGUUCUACGAGAACGUCCACAACGAUUGCAAAGCAAUCCAUGCUGACUACACUCUGGAGCAACCAGCUGACGCUAUGUCUUGGAAGACUGACACACUCCAGCGGGUGAAGGGCUACUUUGAGACCGUCUUGGACAGAUGCCGAACUGGACUUAAGGCAUCGCCUGAUGAUCCCAGAUAUGUGCGGAAGCCCACCAUGAUCCGGUCUUCAGCGAGACGGGUGUGCGAAUCUGUCAACUUGCGCUGUCAGUGCACCAACGGGCACACUCAGAUGAUGGGCCGUGGAGCAGUUUUGAAGAAGAUGCAAAACUACGAGCCCGACAUGGUUCGACGAAUGGGCAACGCCAUCUACCAGUCCAUGGAGGAGAUCUGGAUCCGACGUGGCCAAGCUGACCUCAUGAUGCUCGACAUGGUGGAGAAAUCCAACGAAGAGAUGCAGUACUUGGAGCAGAACAAGGAAUUGGUCAAGAUUGGGGGCACUGAAGUCCUCAAGUCAGUGGCCUUACUGCAUCGACAGCUUGGACACCCCAAUGGAUCCAAGUUGGCAUUAGCUGCCAAGGUCAGACACAUGCCUGACGAGUAUGUGCAAGUGGCUCGACGCUACAAGUGUCCUCGGUGCCUAGCAAAGGCGAAACCAAAAUGUGUGAAGGUUGCAACCCUUCACAAAAGCCCACACUUCAAUCACACUGUGGCUUUGGACACCUUCUACCUGGAGUGGGACAAGGAGAAAAAGGCAGUUUUGUCCAUCUUGGAUGAGUUCAGCCGAUAUGAGGUUGACUGCGAAAUCAAAGAAGAAACAGCCGAGAUGGAGAUUGGCUUGUUUGAGUCGGUGUGGUCGAAAUCCUUCGGCUACCCCAAGGUGCUUCGACUGGAUGCUUCUGGUCCCCAUCAAGGUGAAGCCUAUGCAGAUUGGGCAUCAGCGCACGGCAUCCGACUUGAACUCAUUCCUCGUGGAGCUCAUCACAGACUUGAUGGCUUGACGAUUGAGAUCUCGUUCGAGAUCACCAACUUUGCCGGAAGUGAAACUGCAGUAAACGCAGUGAAACUGAACGCAGUGAAACUGAAACCAGUGAAACUGAACGCAGUGAAACUGAACGCAGUGAAACUUAAUGCAGUGAAACUGGACCCUGUGAACUAA
Cladocopium goreaui is the source of this 2244-nucleotide messenger RNA. The record is from the annotation of a GenBank genome assembly. Lineage: Eukaryota; Dinophyceae; Suessiales; Symbiodiniaceae.